Molecule: messenger RNA, 741 nt
Organism: Melampsora larici-populina 98AG31
Lineage: Eukaryota; Fungi; Basidiomycota; Pucciniomycetes; Pucciniales; Melampsoraceae
Exons: 5
Coding region: 75-332 (85 amino acids)
Source: RefSeq, a predicted model, not a curated record
UCUUACCAGAGAAGACGCCAACGGAAGUAGGGUGGUAUGGAGAUGCCUCUACGUCAUAUGGGCUAGGAGUAAUCAUGGGCUCGUCUUGGGCGAUGUUCCGACUGAGAAGAGGUUGGCAAACCAAGUACCUGAAACAAAACCAACCAGAACGGAAGAUCGCCGAUAACACAACGAUAACCAAUUACCAAUGUGAUGUGAAAGAGGAAAGGGUAACAUCAGAAAAGAACCCAGCCGACGACCUGUCUAGAGGUGAUAACUCAAACGAAGACCUGAGGAAGCAAGUGCGCAUCGACCUCCCGCCAGACCUAGUCGGAUUGAUAGAACAGGUCUAGACGAGCUGAAAACCGGACCUGACGGUAUUAGAAGGGUUUCGGAGGAAAAAUUGGUAGAACACAUCGUAGGCGGAGGCUGGGUCGAAGAUACUAUGAAACUUUAUAAUUCAGGACUAAAGAAGUACAUAAAGUACAAUGAAAAAGAAGGAAGAAUGAGGAACCAAUGCUUGCCAGCAACAAAAGAAUUAAUUUAUGACUUUAUCCUAGGUGUGAGCGAGAGACGUAAUCCGGAGGAAACAUUCAGUGAAGCAGUCAAAUCAGAUACCGUUCGGAAGUACGUUGUAGGAUUGAAGGCAUGGCAUAAGCUACAUCAAUGCGAAUUCCCGGAGAUAGAUGAAGACUUCACAAAGUUGAUACUGAAAGCUAAAUCAGAUAGUAAGGGAAUUAGGAAAUGGAGGGAACAAGGCAG